GGAUAGAAAGAAAGGGUCAAGGAAUGGAGGUGCAGAGGGUAAGGCAGUUGAUGUUACUUUGGUCUAGAUUGCAAAGUAGCCGUGUUGCUCUCGUGGGUGGAAAUCACACCGCUGCUCGGUUUUGCACUCGCUAAGUUUGCCUCUCUCAAAUGCUUUUUCCUCUCCCUCUCGCUGAUUAUAAUCUUUGUUGGCUAUCCUUUUUAUCUGAUACUCUUUUUAUUCUCACCUUCUCAAUACAAGACGUUUUUGGAUCCGUUUUUUGAUUUUUAGUGAAUAAAUUUUAAGCCCAUUUUUAUCAAGGAAGUCUCUUAUCAAUGGCUGUCCAAAUUAUUGAUGGACUCCAAACCACAUGCCAUGACAAGCACAAGCCUUUGUGUUAUGGUGGCAUUAGCUUGUCUGCUGAUACACAUUUGAUCGUCAAGCUCCCUGAUUCUAGGAUUUUUAAGCUUCUGUCUCGCUUCAUUGUGAUCUUGGCCUUGACCAUUGUUUUAAUUCCUUUGUUACGAAUAGGA
Molecule: messenger RNA, 512 nt
Organism: Theobroma cacao (cacao)
Lineage: Eukaryota; Viridiplantae; Streptophyta; Magnoliopsida; Malvales; Malvaceae
Source: RefSeq, a predicted model, not a curated record